Messenger RNA from Suricata suricatta (meerkat), 4923 nucleotides. RefSeq names its product zinc finger protein 286A (gene ZNF286A). Gene Ontology annotation, biological process: regulation of transcription by RNA polymerase II. Lineage: Eukaryota; Metazoa; Chordata; Mammalia; Carnivora; Herpestidae. The coding region runs from base 257 to 1843 and encodes 528 amino acids. Gene Ontology annotation, molecular function: DNA-binding transcription factor activity, RNA polymerase II-specific; RNA polymerase II cis-regulatory region sequence-specific DNA binding. The record is from RefSeq and is a predicted model, not a curated record. The transcript has 6 exons.
CGAUUCCGAGCUGGCCCAAGAAGUUCGUAGCCUUUGUCAGGCCCGGGAUGGGAGGUUCCAGCCUCGCAGGACCGAGCCAGGCUCGAGACUGAGGAAGAAACCCUACCCGACCUGAUCGAAGCCUUUCCGCGGAGCCCCCCGAGGGAAGGCAGGAGGGAGGACGACGAGGCCGCGGGGGCUUCUCGCUGUGCGGCCCGGGGAGUCUGAACUGGCGGGGGGACAUCGGAAUAGUCUGAACCGGGAGCAGGUGGUGAUCAUGGAGACCGAUGUGCACGAGAAGAGAGGCCCCAUCAUUACUGCUUUCUUGCCCUUAGCUGUGUCUUCCCAGGAUUCUCCCCUUUCCCAAGAGCAGAGCGUGGAAGAGGGGGAAGUGGCAGCUCUGCGCCUCACAGCUAGAUCCCAGGCGUCAGUGACAUUCAAGGAUGUGGCCAUGGACUUUACCCCCGAGGAGUGGGGGAACCUGGAUCCUGCACAAAGGGAGGUGAUGCUGGAGAACUACAGGAACCUGGUGUCGUUCUGGCUUCCAGCUUCCAAACCUGAGAACUACAAUUUGGAGAACGGAAAAGAGCCACUGACACUUGAGAGAAAAGCCCCUAAAAGCAGCUCUUCAGACCUGGAGACCCAGCCUGAGGACAAAGAUUCAACUUCAGCACAAGAUGUUUCCAAAGAAGAAUCAUGCCAAGCUGCAGUAAUAGACAGACUGACAGGGAAUGGUGUCUACGACUCCAGCUUGGAAACAACUCUUGAAUGUGAAAAUUGGUUAGAGAAUCAGCAAGGAACUCAAGAGAGACACUUGAGAGAAAUGUUCACCCAUGUGAACUCACUCCCUGAAGAAGGAGCUCAUGAGAAUGACAUAUAUUGGAAAAACUUUAGUCAGAAGUCUGUUCUUCUCCCUCAAGACAGAGUUCCUAAAGGAUCCUAUGCCUUCCAUACACUUGAAAAAAGGUUGAAACCGAAAUCAAACUUAAUGAAAAAGCAAAGAACCUAUAAGGAGAAAAAACCUCAUAAAUGUAACGAUUGCGGUGAGCUCUUCACUUACCAUUCAGUGCUGAUUCGACACCAGAGAGUCCAUACUGGAGAGAAACCCUAUAGCUGCAAUGAAUGUGGGAAGUCUUUUAGCCACAGAGCUAAUUUAACUAAACAUCAGAGGACUCAUACUAGAAUUCUCUUUGAAUGCAGUGAAUGCAAAAAGGCCUUCACAGAAAGCUCAUCCCUUGCGAUACAUCAGAGAAUUCAUAUUGGGGAGAGACCAUAUGAAUGCAAUGAGUGCGGAAAAGGUUUUAAUCGAAGUACACAUCUUGUACAGCAUCAGUUAAUUCAUACUGGUGUGAAGCCGUAUGAAUGCAAUGAAUGUGAUAAAGCUUUCAUUCAUUCAUCUGCUCUUAUUAAACAUCAAAGAACUCAUACUGGAGAGAAACCCUACAAAUGUCAGGAAUGUGGGAAGGCCUUUAGCCAUUGCUCAUCCCUUACUAAACAUCAAAGAGUUCAUACUGGAGAAAAGCCAUAUGAAUGUAGCGAAUGUGGAAAAACCUUCAGUCAGAGCACACAUCUUGUUCAGCAUCAGAGAAUCCAUACUGGAGAGAAACCCUAUGAGUGUAAUGAAUGUGGGAAAACCUUCAGCCGGAGCUCAAAUUUUGCUAAACAUCAAAGAAUUCAUAUUGGAAAGAAACCAUACAAAUGUAAUGAAUGUGGGAAAGCCUUCAUUCACUCAUCAGCUCUCAUUCAACACCAGAGAACUCAUACUGGAGAGAAGCCUUACAGAUGUGACGAAUGUGGGAAAAGCUUUAAGUGCAGUUCAUCCCUCAUCAGACAUCAAAGAAUUCACACUGAAGAGCAGCUCUGAAAAAUUAGUGAAUGUGACGAGAUGUAAGUUGGUUUUAUCACUGUGUUAAAUACCCGAGCAUUUUGGUGGAAUGCCCAUAAAAUGCUGCUGCAAGACCAAUGUGUACGCAUCUGAUUUUACUUGCAUAAUACAUAGUUUUGAGCCAUAAACAAUGUUCCUUCUAUCCAUUGAUUUAAUCAGUAUGAAAGCUUCUAGCCAAGGAUCUCAAAUUUUGAUCCUCACCCCCCAAACCCCCCACCACUAUCAAAUACCCUUUCAUGGAAACUCAAGAAAUCCUUGUGAGUGGAUAGUAAUAUAAUCAUUGUGAGAUCUGGAUCCUCCCUCUCUUUGUCAUAUUGAAGCCCUUGUAUAGCUUCUCAUUCUGAAAGGAAAUUCUUAAUUUGUUAACUUAGGCAGAGGACCCAUUCUUUAUCAUCAGGACGACACAGAGUGGUUCCUCUUUGGAUCCAGAGUAGAUCUCCAGAUAUACAGGUAGUGUCAUUUCGCCAGAGAGGGUCAUGUCUUUUACAUUAGCUCUAAAACUUAAAAGUCAAGAGUUGAAAUAUGCUUCAGAUCCUCUCCUUCCCCCCAAAGGCUACUGUCUCAUUGGAUGCACAUAAAUAGAAUGUCUUCGUGGCAGGUUCUAAGUCACAUUCACUUAACAUUAUGGUGGUCAUCAGUUUAGAGAAUUGUCAUCCCUCUGCUGUGUAGAUCUUUUUCUACUUCCUUGGAAUAACCCUGAAGGUGAGAAUGGGUCAACAUCUAAACUGUAGUCUUCAGUCAAAUGCCUCUUUUCUCAUCCUUGGCACUGAAGGAAUCCUUGUUGGUGUUUUUGUUGGUGUUGUUUACAACCACACGGAGAUUUCAUUUCUUUACCUUAUUCUGCUUUCUGUAAACUAUGCUUGGUCACAUUGAGAUAAAGCCCCUGGGGUGUUGAGGGUCUGAAAAGUUGAUGAGUUCAAUGUGUUACUAUAUUUAGGGUACCAGUCAAGAAGAAUAACCGAAGCAGCUGUGAGACACAAGGACACACCUUCCUGUCAGAUAUGGAAAAUAGUUCAGAGGACAGUGACUCACUGGAGGAUAAGCAGCUUACCUCCAUGAAGAAAAGGUUGCCAUUUCUCUGGCUCUUAAGUCUAUCCACAACUUUUGUUGUUAUUACUGUUCUCCCUAAAUGUGUGUUGGUCUUUGCCAUAUCCCAGAGCCCUAAAGAAGGUAGAAAAGGCAGGAAACCACAGUGAUGACUUGACAUAAGUUACAUGGGUGACCAGAAACCAGCGGUGGGAUUGGGAAAGCAAAAGUUCAAAUAAAUAUUUAGCCAAAUGCUAUGCAAAUGUCAGUUUUUAUUGUUACUCUGUUGUAUGAAAAGAUUAUAGAAAAGGUAGAAAGAAAGUAGUGACAGAUUUCUUCUCUCUUCUCCAAACUUCUAUCCUUUUUGAACAUUUCAGAAACCAGUCCAUGCUCUUGUCUUCUCCACCCUAUCCUUGUUAUUUCUUACAAUCCCUUCUCUGUAAACCUUAGUUGUAUUAUUGAGGAAAAGUAGAGGAAUAGAGUUUAAAGAAGUGGUAGUGGAGAGCAAACAAGAUGGUUAAAGAUGAAGGAGGUAAAUCAGCUGCGAGGAAAAUCAAAACAAUAGGAUCUGGGGCUGAAAGGGCUGGAAAGAGGUUUUGGAAAGAACAAAGACACACUGAAAGGGUGGAGGCUAGUGAGAAGGCUCAAGGUCUGAGAGGUCAGAGGAGGAGGCUGACACAGGAACAAGGGAAAGGCUCUUAAUCCUUUUCACCACCUCAAUACUCCAUAUCCAUGGUCUACAGUAGGAACGGGUAGGCUAUGGCCUGGACCCAUGGACCAAGUCCAGUCCUCUGCCUGUUUCUCCAAACACAAGGCUUAGUUGGCUCUUGACCACACGCAUUCUUGGUGCUACAAUGUUAGCACCAAGUGCCCAACACUUGAGUGAAAAUAAAGUCCUCAUUUGGGGGCCAAAUGUGACUGACAAAAUUAAGAACAUGUGGGCUUUUCAAAGCUGAGUUUGAAUUCUGCCACGUCCAUUUAGCAUUUAUGUGACCCUACUGCCUCUGAGUCUCAGUGUCUUUACCAGCAAAAUGGAAAUAAGUCAUCCUUCUCUCAUAAGUUAUGAGGAUUGGAUAAGAAUGCAUGUAAGAGACCUGAUACAUGAUAAGUUAUGUAGAAAGCCUCUAUAUAUGUGUGUGUAUAUAUAUUUGUAGAUAUAUACAUAUAUGUGUGUGUAUAUGCAUAUUUUAAUGAAGUGUCCAUCCAUUUGGGCUGCCACAACAAAACAACUCACCACAGACUGAGUGGCUUAUAAACAAUAUUCUCACAGUCCUGGAGACUGGGAAGUCCAAGAUCAAGUCAUCAACCCAUUCAAUGUCCGGUGAGGGCCUCCUUCCUCGUUCAGGGACAACCAUCUUUUUCCUGGUGAAAGGGCAAGGGGCUCUCUGGGGCCUCUUUUAUAAGGGCACUAACCCUAUUCAUAAGAAUUCUGCCCUCAUGACCUACUCACCUCCCAAAGACACCCCCCCCCUAAUAUUGUCACUCGGGGGAUUAGAUUUCAAGAUAAAUUUGGGGAGAUAAAAACUCAGUCUAUACAAUAAGUGGCUAACUAUUGAUCAAGUAGAAAAUUACUUAACAAUGAAUGUAUCUUAAACCUCUUUUGUCUACCGGUCAAGAACUGUGACCAUCCUACUAUCUAGCUCCUCAUAGAGAAGGGGCUUCUCUUUCUGCUCUUGCCUCCAUCUGGUGCUGCUUCCUACAGAGCCUCCCUGAGACCUUGGGGAAUACAGUUUUUUCCCUUCCAAGUACCACUUAACCAGGAACUAUCUGAUCGUUCCAAAGACUCAAGUUUGUAAUCUAUUUACAUUUUCAAUAGCAUUAAGAGACUUGCUCUGAGUUGGUUUUACUGAGAAGUCUGACCCUUUACAUUUCAGUAUUUGUUCUCUUUAUGCUCGAUGUUUGAUCUGUGUGUUUGUACUCCAACGUGAUUCUUGGAAGUUUUAAUGUUCCACUUUUCCAAUGAUUUUGGUUACCUAUAAAACCAAAUUGACUGCUCUUAUUGGGCCACUGUUAAUAAAGGUGUUGUUUAUGUA